AUGGCCAGUCCUUCGUGUUGGCGUAUACUGACGCGCAGGAAAGUGCUCUCCUACGAUGGCAGUUCGGAGAAGCUUGGCCGGAUACUGAACACUUUCGACCUGACGGCACUCGGAGUGGGAGCUACGCUCGGUGUUGGUGUGUACGUGCUCGCGGGCCAUGUCUCCAAGGAUCAGGCAGGUCCUUCGGUUGUGCUGUCGUUUUUAAUAGCGGCUGCCGCGUCCUUUCUGGCUGGACUGUGCUACGCUGAGUUCGGAGCACGAGUGCCCAAGUCAGGAUCGGCGUACAUCUACAGCUAUGUGUGUAUCGGCGAGUUUAUGGCCUUCAUCAUCGGCUGGAACCUGAUGUUGGAGUACAUCAUUGGAUCAGCGAGCGUAUCGCGUGGUUUGAGCCUGUACAUCGACACGCUGGCAAAUGAUACGAUGAAGACACGCUUCCUAGAAGUGGCGCCAAUUGAGUGGGAUUUCAUGUCCAACUACUUUGACUUUUUUGCCUUCUCCGUUGCGAUCUUACUAGGCAUCGCUUUAGCAUUCGGGCUCAAAAAGUCUACCAUGGUGAACAAUGCCUUCACCGUGCUAAACAUCUUUAUCGUGCUGUUCGUUAUAGUGGCCGGUGCCAUUAAGGCGGAUCCGGAGAAUUGGCGCAUAAAGCCGGAAAAUGUUUCCAGUCUGUACAAUGCCGGCGAGGGAGGAUUUUUCCCGUUCGGCUUCGAGGGAACGCUCCGGGGUGCAGCUACCUGUUUCUUCGGUUUCGUUGGUUUCGACUGCAUUGCCACGACGGGCGAGGAAGUGCGAAACCCCCGAAAGGCAAUCCCCAGAGCGAUCCUUUGCUCGUUGACCAUCAUCUUCCUUGCGUACUUCGGCGUCUCAACGGUGCUGACCCUCGUUUGGCCGUACUACAAACAGGACGUGAACGCUCCGUUACCGUUCGUUUUCAACGAAAUCGGAUGGCACUUUGCGAAAUGGAUCGUGGCAAUCGGCGGCAUCAUCGGGCUGGUGGCAAGUCUGUUCGGUGCGAUGUUCCCGCAGCCUCGCAUCAUCUACGCGAUGGCACAGGACGGGCUGAUCUUUCGGGCACUCGGUGAGGUUAGCCCACGGUUCAAGACACCGGUGUUUGGGACACUCUGUGCGGCCAUGCUUACCGGCACGAUGGGCGGUUUGUUCGAUUUGAGGGCGCUGGUUAACAUGCUGUCGAUCGGAACGCUCAUGGCGUACACCGUGGUUGCAAUCUCGAUACUCAUUCUGAGAUUUUCCGAAAACCCCGAUCCAGCUAUUCCAACCACAAGCACCAGAGACACGUACGAGUCGUCAAACUUGCUGAAGGCACGGGAACGUGUUACCGGUUCCGUUUUCUUGAAGCAGCUGUUCAAUCUGUCCUGCAUUCGGUUGCCAACGAACGUAUCCAGCAGUGUGGUCGGCGUACUGGUGACAAUAUACUGUCUCCUAGCAAUUGCACUUUCGCUAACGAUCUUCUACGCUAAAGACGCUAUCUACGAUAUGGAACCAUGGGCCUGGAUACUGUUCGGUGUGCUGCUGGGCCUUACACUGCUUGUGCUGCUCUUGAUCGCGAUACAACCACGUGAGCAAGCUGAUGCACCGUUCCGAGUGCCACUGGUACCACUGCUACCGGGGAUCAGUAUUUUCGUCAACAUCUAUCUGAUGCUCAUGCUGGACGUGUACACCUGGAUACGGUUUGGCAUAUGGAUGGGAAUUGGACUAGUGAUAUACUUUACGUGCGUGUGCUGCAACAUGCGUUCGGCAAAAAAUCCAGACGUUCGUGUGCCAAAUUUCCCCGCCGUAGAAACAUCGUCCGAAAUGGGCUACAGAAGAAAUGAUAUCGAUGAUGCAGAGCUGGAAAAUGGUUCUGUAGUCACUGGGUCCAACCUUACCGUCCGGGAGCACACGAACUACCCGCAACAGAAUGGGUACUAUUCACAAAAUCUUAGCACCGCUAUAUCCACCGAGAUGGUCAAUAAGGAUGCCCGAUUAGUAGAGCUGAAACCAGCCGCUCCCGUUAAAGAGUUGGCAGCUGUAUCUGCUUUAGUUGUGGCUGGUACCGGUUCCGAACCGGAAGAAGAUCAACGGCAAACGAAACAAUCAAGAUCGAACACAUCGACGCCCAAGAGUAGCUUCGACGAGAUCAUACCACUAUCCGAGGGUACGGUGCGCGGUUUUACGGAAAAAGUCGAACCGAACGGGAAGGUUUAUUUUGUGACACAGGAAGAAGAGCCUAGCGAGCGAGAUGCGCGAAAAAUCACACCUCCAAGAAAUGGUGAACAGACAGAGCCCGGAUCUUUGACGGACGAGAAAGAAACAUCCAAAGCGAUCGCAUUUUUGGAUCACAUUCUGGACGAUGAAGAUACCCUACCAUCCGGAGAAGAAAACCUCAGCUCGGCAGAUUACAUCGGCAGGACAAAGUGUGACGAUGAUGAGUCACUGGCUAGUCCCGUCUUCCGAGAGCAAUCUGUUAUCGCCGAUAUCCAUCGAGCGGACGAUAGUAUUGUGGAGGUAGAACACAAGGUACACGGUACGGAAGAAUCACUGGCUGAGGAAGCCAAAUGUACCUCCGAAAGUGACCAUCCUCUAGACGAGCAGUCGGUAAACCAAGAUGUCGUCAUUAAAACGGGUAAGGCAAUACAAACUCCUACGAUAACGGUGGACAGUGAAGAAUCUCCAACAGAUUCUGGAAACGAUAAGGCUAAGCUAAAACCCCGAGUAAUGUACAUCGCCGGUAUGGGAGAGGCCGGUGAACCCGCUCCGAAACAGCUCACCGAGGAAGAGCAAGACUUUAUCAACUUCCGUGCGGCAGAAAAAGAACGGUUUAUGAGUCGGCUUAGCACGUUACUUAUCAAUCCAGUGAAGGUACCGCUCAAACGACUACAUCCGGCAGAUGAGGUUCAGUUGGAAGGAGAGCGUGACGUUUCUGCCCGCCAGCUCUCCAUAGUGACUCCAACGGGUGGACCCGGCAUAAUUCGCUCAACGAGUGAACCCAGCUUUGUGCUGUUACUGAACAAACUCAGCCAUUCAAAUUCUCCCAAUGAAAGUGAAACAGACGAACCGGAAAGCGACAGGGCACGAUCGGAGUACAGCAGCGUUGUAAUACCACCGGCUCCAAAGUUUGACGAAACGCUGUUCAACACAAUCCGCGCUGGGUCAAUUAUUCCCGAUACUCCGAAGAGUCCCAUCCCGCUGGCUCCCAAGUUCGACCCGGUGCUAUUUAACACACUUGGGAAGGGAAAGUCCCAACGGGCUUCGAUUCUACCUACAGAGUCCAUACCAUCAACGCCUCUCCCCGCUCCCGUAACUUCCUCCGAGGGUGCAUAUCAUGAGGUGGAAUUGAAGAAGCUUAAACCUGUACCCAGCUCUACCGUAAUUCUUCCCUCCACUCUCAAAUCUGACUCUUCCGGGAAGGAUGCUGCUCGAGAUGAAGGUGUUAGCAGCACCGACACCGAUACGGAACCCUCAAACCCCCGGGCCGCCUUCAGGUCGCGACUGGAGAAAAUUCUCCAACGAGGACCCCUGGACGUAAUGGGACGCCCGAAAACGUUACAACCAACCACCGUGGUAGCGGUCAGUGAGGAAAAUCUGCCACGAACGAUCGGUGAUCAGCAGCAACCGGCAUCGAGCACCGAUUCCGGGCUCAGUAUGGCCUCGUCUAGCAAUUCCAUCUCCUCCACCACACCCGCCACGACGAAACCACGCGAUGAAAGCUUUCGUGAUCGGGCCCGGGGGUUCGAUACGGCAAAGAAGAAACAGAAGCUCCUGUUCGACGAUGUGCUCAAGUCGAUCAAUCCCGAAACGCGACCCAGCAGUAUACGCAAUUCGGUUGAGCAUCGGGUGUCAUUCCGCAACUUCAAGGAUGGUCUACGAAAGACGGUUCCACCGAAACAGUUUCUGCCAGAUGCAUAG
This is a messenger RNA of Anopheles marshallii, 3906 nucleotides long. RefSeq lists its product as uncharacterized. Lineage: Eukaryota; Metazoa; Arthropoda; Insecta; Diptera; Culicidae. Gene Ontology annotation, biological process: transmembrane transport; amino acid transport. Gene Ontology annotation, cellular component: plasma membrane. Gene Ontology annotation, molecular function: amino acid transmembrane transporter activity. The coding region runs from base 1 to 3906 and encodes 1301 amino acids. The record is from RefSeq and is a predicted model, not a curated record. The transcript has 6 exons.